AUGCAAAGAGCAUCGAGGCUGAAGAGGGAGCUCUCCCUCCUGGCCACUGAGCCACCUCCAGGCAUCACCUGCUGGCAGAAGGAAAACCAGCUGGAUGAGCUCCAGGCACAAAUUUUAGGAGGUGCAGACACCCCCUAUGAGAAAGGAAUAUUCGACCUGGAAAUCGUUGUUCCUGAAAGGUACCCCUUUGAGCCCCCCAAGAUCCGCUUCCUGACCCCCAUCUAUCAUCCCAACAUUGACUCUGCUGGAAGGAUUUGCCUGGAUGUUCUUAAAUUACCACCUAAGGGUGCCUGGAGACCUUCCCUGAACAUCUCUACCCUGCUGACCUCCAUCCAGCUGUUGAUGGCAGAGCCCAACCCAGAUGACCCUCUCAUGGCAGACAUAUCCUCCCAGUACAAGUACAACAAGCAGCUGUUCCUGCUCAAGGCCAAGGAGUGGACAGAGAAACAUGCAAGUCAGCAGAGGAGGGCUCCCAAACCUUUGGAAGAGAAAACCAACCACAGUGAAACAAGCAACGACUCCGUGGGGCUGAAGAGAAAAGGGAGCAACAUCAGGAAGGAGGAGAAGAAACCUCACCUGGAUCCUUGA
Messenger RNA from Chaetura pelagica (chimney swift), 588 nucleotides. RefSeq names its product ubiquitin-conjugating enzyme E2T (putative) (gene UBE2T). The record is from RefSeq and is a predicted model, not a curated record. Bases 1 to 588 code for a protein of 195 amino acids. The transcript is spliced from 6 exons. NCBI's taxonomy places the organism in Eukaryota, Metazoa, Chordata, Aves, Apodiformes, Apodidae.